Molecule: messenger RNA, 7460 nt
Organism: Engraulis encrasicolus (European anchovy)
Lineage: Eukaryota; Metazoa; Chordata; Actinopteri; Clupeiformes; Engraulidae
Gene: tprb
Product: translocated promoter region b, nuclear basket protein
Exons: 51
Coding region: 3-7205 (2400 amino acids)
Biological process (GO): mRNA export from nucleus; regulation of mitotic spindle assembly; protein import into nucleus
Cellular component (GO): nuclear pore
Molecular function (GO): structural constituent of nuclear pore
Source: RefSeq, a predicted model, not a curated record
AAAUGGCGGCAGUGCUUCAGCAGGUGCUGGAACGGACGGAGUUGUCCAGACUUCCAAAAACCGUCCAAAACAAAUUGGAGAAAUACAUUUCAGAUCAGCAAAGUGAAAUCGACAGUCUUAAAGCACACCAUGAACAAUUUCGAGUUGACAGCGAGCAACAAUAUUUUGAGAUUGAGAAGCGAUUCGCUGACAGCCAAGAUCGGUUCGUCUCGCAGACGCAAGAACUCAAAAAGCUCAAAGAAGAUUAUGCUAAGAUCGAGAGCGAGCUGAAAUGUGUGCGCGACAGGAAAAAAGAAUCGGACUUCUCCCAGUCCAAAUUGGAAUGUCAGCAGAGUGAGCUCCAGAAAGCCAAGGAUGAACUGGAGGCCGAGAAGAGGGAACUGGUUCGCACCCUGGAACGGAGGUCCCAGGAGGUGGAGCACCAAAGUGAGGAUGUGAAGAGGCUGAGCACCAAGCUGGUGGAGGUCAGCACCGUCAAGCUGGAGCUGCAGAUGAAGCUGGACGAGCUCGAGUCCUCAGAGGUCUCCAUCAAGUACAAGGAGAAGCGUAUGGAGCAGGAGCGGGAGCUGCUCCAGAACCAGGUGGACUGGCUGAAGUCGGAGCUGAGCUCCAAGAGCGAGGAGCUGCUCGGCCUCUCCCGCCAGAGGGGCAGCGAGGUCCUGGAUCUCAAGUGCAGCGUGGAGAACAAGCAGGACGAGAUCACGAGACUUCAGAACCAAAUUGCCAAUCUCAAAACAUUAAAUGAGAACUUCCAGAAGAGAGCAGAGGACCUGAAUAACAAACUGAAAGAGGUCAAAGAGCUGCAAGGCACAUCUGAGGAGAAGUUCCGGAAUGAGCUCAACGCCAACAUCAAGCUCUGCAACCUCUACAAGAGUGCUGCAGCGGACUCUGAUUCCAAGAGUGAGGAGCUGCGUGGGGCUGUGGAGGAGCUACAGAAGCUGCUCAAGGAGGCCGGAGAAGCCAACAAGGCGCUGGAGGUUCGUCUGGAGGAGCAGGAUGGUGAGAGGGCCAAGGCUGAGGAGAAGCUGAAGGAGAGGAUCGGGGAGCUGGAAAAAGAGCUGGAGAACGCCAACGAGCUUCUUUCUGACGGCAAACUCAGAGGGAGUGCUGGGGCCACAUCAGUGCUGAGUGAGGAGCAGUUGACCACCAUGUCUCCCACGGCUGCAGCCAUCACCAAGAUCAGGCCUGGCAUGAAGCUCACAGAGAUCUACAGUGCCUACAUCGAUGCCCAAGAGGCGCUGCAGCUGGAGCGCAUGGAGAACCGGCGCGUCAACAAGUACCUGGACGACAUCGUUCAGGAGGUGGAGGCCAAGGCGCCCAUCCUCAAGAGGCAGCGCGACGAGCACGAGCGCAUGCAGAAGUCCGUGGCCAGCCUCUCCACCAAGCUGGAGCAGGCCGUCAAGGAGGUGCAUCGUCUGCAGAAGGAGGCUGAUGAGGCCAACAAGAGGUCGUGUGUGCUGGAGCGAGACAACAAGCGCUCAGACCAGCAGCUGUCUGACCUCUCCCACCAGGUGCGUGUGCUGCUGAUUGAGCUGGAGGAGGCACGGGGUAACCACGUGUCGAGGGACGACGAGGACGGCUCAGCCGACGUCAGCAGCUCCUCGGAGGUCAUCUCCCAGCACCUGGUCUCCUUCCGCAGCGUGGAGGAGCUGCAGCAGCAGAACCAGCGCCUCCUGGUGGCUCUCCGAGACCUCGGAGACGCGCAGGAGAGGGACGAGGCCGAGAGCACUGCUAAAAGACACGCUGAGUUGGAGUUGAGUCUGGAGAAGGCCCAGAGUGAGCUGGAGCAGCUGAAGGAGCAGAGGACCAUGCAGAUGCAGAUGGCAGAGUCCAUCGUGCGCCAGAGGGACAUGUACCGCAUGCUGCUGGCUCAGGCUACAGGGACCUCCGCUCCACACCCAGCUGCUGGAGACGACGUGUCCUUGACUUCCACACCUCGCCGCUCCCCUGCAGCCACCCCCACCACGGCCACACCCACCGCCAUCACCCUCCCAGAGUCCACCGAAGCAGUGGAGGCCAAGGCUGCUCUGAAACAGCUGCAGGAGGUGUUUGGGUCCUACAAGAAGGAGCGUUUGGAGAGUGAGCGUGGGCUGACUGAGCAGAAUGAGAAGCUGCAGGAGCAGAUCUCUGAGCUGCGUUCCCAGAACGCCAAGAUCUCCACACAGCUGGAAUUUGCGUCCAAACGGUAUGAGAUGCUGCAGGAUAACGUGGAGGGCUACAGGAAGGAGAUCUCUCUGCUGAGGGAGAACAGCCAGAAGAUGUCUGCCAUGGCCCAGAAGAACGAGCAGGCCGUUGCCACCCUCACACAGGAGCUCAACUCCGCCAACGAGAAGAUCAACAUGGCUGAGUCGCGUACGGAGUCUCUUCGCAAGGAGCGCGAACUCCUGAAGCUGACGGAGACGCGCCUGACGCAGGAGAAGGAGGCCGUCCUCACGCAGCAGCGAGGGCAGAACCUGCUGCUCACCAACCUGCAGGCCAUCAAGACCACUCUGGAGCGCUCUGAGACUGAGACGAGGCAGCACCUGAAUAACCAGAUUGAGAAGCAGGAGCGCGAGAUCAGCCAGUUGCAGAAGAGGCUGGAGCAGGAGGUGGAGCAGAGACACAUCCUCAGCCGCAACAACGACGUGCAGCAGCUAGAGGCGAAGCGUCAGCUGGAGGUGCAGCAGACUCAGCACCAGCGCACGCGGGAGCAGCUCACCACCGCUCAGCUGGAGCUCUCCGCCCUGCGCAUGCAGCAGGGCUCUGGGCUACAGUCACCCAGCCCAUCACCAUCACCCAAAGCCAAAGAGCCUGGCACCCCUGGAGGAGCGGUGCCUGCAAGUGUGAUAGCAGAGCUGGAGGAGCUGCGUGGUCAGCUGCGUCAGGCCAAGAUGGAGGUGGAGGAGCUAAACGAGCGUCUGCAGACCAUCACAGCCAGCAGGGACCAGUACCGCACCAUGAGCCUCGGCCUAGAGGAGUCCUUGGGGAAAGAGAAGGAGGUGACUGCGGCGGCCAAGAGGUCAGUGGAGGCGCGUCUGAAGGCAGCGGAGGAGCAGCGCAAACGUGUGGAGGAGAAACUGGCAGAGGCCGAGCGCCAAAACAAGAACCUGCAGGGAAACAAGACCAGGGCUGUGUCUGCUGUAGAGCAGCAGCUGAAUGAGUUGAAGAGGACUACCGGGGGCAUGAAGGCUGAGCUGGAGAAGGCCCUGGAGAGAGCCAAGACAGCCACCGCUCAGGAGCAGCAGGCCAUCAAGGACAGCAAGGAGCAGGCGCGUCUGGCUGCGGAGGCGCAGGCCAAGUAUGAGCAGGAGGUGCUGCUGCACGCGGCGGACGUGCAGGCCCUUCAGACGGCCAAGAGCGCGGUGCAGCAGGCCGCCACCUCACGCCAGCAGCUGGAGGAGAGCGCCCACCGCGCCAGCGCCCAGCUCCUGGAGGCACGCGUCUCCUGGGAGGAGCAGGAACGCAUGCUCAAGGAGGAGCUGAAGAAGGAGACGUCUCGUGCCGAGGAGAUGCAGAAGCAGAAUGCCCUGCUCCACCAGCAGAUCCAGAGCCUGGGCGACAAGAUGGCCGCCACCGCGCAGCAGACCAGCAACCAGAGCACCUUCAACCUCACCUCCAGCGAGGACAAGUCCCACGAGCAGGUGCUAGAGAUCCUCAAGUUUGUGCGCAAGGAGAAGGAGAUAGCGGAGACGCGCUACGAGAUCGCCCAGGCCGAGAGCCUCCGCCAAAAACUCAGAGUGCAGCAGCUGGAGCACGAGCUCAAGGAGCUGCAGGACAACCUCAGUGCAGAGAGGGAGAAGAUGCAGGUGACCAAGCGUACUCUGGCGCAGCACGACGAUCUGAUGAAGAAGACGGAGACGAUGAACGUGCUGGUGGAGAGCAACAAGCUGCUGAGGGAGGAGAAGGAACGCCUGCAGCGGGAGCUCGAACAGGCGCACGUCAAGGUGCGUAAGAUGGAGCAGGACCUGAUGCCCAUCCAGCAGUCGAACGCUGAGCUGAGUGAGAAGAGCGGCAUGCUGCAGGCCGAGAAGAAACUACUGGAGGAGGACAUCAAACGCUGGAGAGCUCGCACACAGCAUCUGGUGAGCCAGCAGAAGGACACUGACCCAGAAGAGUACAAGCGCCUGCACACGGAGAGAGACGUUCAUGUCAAACGCAUCCAGCAGCUGACUGAGGAGAAUGGCAAGCUCAAAGCAGACAAUUCCAGAACUAGUGGCACGGUGACGUCCCUGCAGUCGCAGUUGAUUGCCCUGCGUGACAACCUGGGCAAGCUGACAGCGGAGCGCGACGGGACCAAGCGCGAACUGGAGGCCAAGAACGCCGACCUGCAGGAGAAGCUCAAGACCAUCACACAGGUCAAGAAGAUCGGCCGCCGCUACAAGACCCAGUACGAGGAGCUCAAGGAGGAACACGACAAGAUGGUGGCAGCAGCAGCAGCUACCCCGGCUCCAGACCCCGAGGCCCUGCAGGCUGUCACCCAGGAACUGCAGAGCACCAAGGACUCCCUCACCCAGAGCCAGACACGCUUCACCCAGAGCCAGGCACGCACCACCCAGCUGGAGGGACAAGUGGAGACCCUCAACAGGACGGUGGGUGAGCGCGAGGCGGAGGCCAGAACUGCCCAGGAGGAGGUGACUCGUCUGAGGCAGGAGGUGCAGGAGAAGAGCAGUCAGGAGGAGGCGCUGCGUAACCAGAUGGCCGAGAAGGAGGAGCGCACCAAGAAGACCAUGAUCGCCGCACGCCAGAAGAUACGACAGGUCAUCGGUGAGAAGGAGAACCUGCAGAAGGAGAUGGAGGAGCUGCGAUCGCAGCGCGAGGAGCUGGAGGUGCGGGUGAGUGCGCUACGCUCCCAGUACGAGGGCCGCCUGUCUCGGCAGGAGAGGGAGCUGCGAGACCUGCGCGAGCAGCACGACCGCCACCAAGAGCCCCGGGAGGAGCCCGCCGAGCCUGGACCCAGCAAGGCCCCAGAGCAGCAGAGGAGCACUGAGCAGAGGCCCAAGACCCUGAAGCAAACCCCUGCAGCGGAACGUGGCAGUGCCAGCUCAUCGGAGCCCCCCACGGCCAACAUCAAGCCCACCCCAGUCGUGGCCACCCCCAGCAAGCCGGCCCCCAGCCAGGGCAACAAGGCCACGCCCCGCGCCAGCAUACGCCCCAUGAUCACACCCGCACCCGUGCCCACGCCCACCCCCACCGCCACAGUCAUGCCCACCACACAGGAGACCCAGGAGGCCCAGCAGUCGAGCGAGGGCCCGGUGGAGCACAUGUACGGCAGCACCAGCGGCACGGUGCGCUCCACCAGCCCCAACGUGCAGUCCUCCUCCUCCCACGCCAGCUCCAUGAUGGGCACGCCCCAGAGCCAGAGCCAGAACCAGAACCAGGCCACCGCCUUCGUGCAGCCCACCCAGCAGACUGCCCCCCAGACCAGCGAGCCGGCCAACCAGGAGCCGGCGCCCGCCCCCGUCAUGAUGGAGGCCACGCCCAGCUCCCAGGUGGAGAGGCCUUCUACCUCCACGGCAGUGUUUGGCACAGUUUCUGCGACGCAGGGCUCAUCCAUGGCCAAGCGCCUACGAGAGGAGGAGCAGGAGGGGACCAGUGCCGACACGGAGACCCCUGACGAACCCAACGAGGCCCCCACACCUAAGAAGCUACGCCUAGUACAGAGGGUCGGGCCUGAGGAGGAGGUGAUUGAGGACAGUACCGAGGCGGAGAGUGUUGUUCCUGGAGAGAUUCCAGAGCCUCCUGAUGCUUCCCAGGAGCUUGAGGACUACCCAGUGUUGGCGGAGGGGGAUGAGGAGGGAGGCACGUCCCAGUCUGUCCCCGUGGAGACGAGUCAGGACUCCGAGACUCCUCAGCAGGGUGUCAUCGUCAUCGUCAGCGACUCUGAGAGCGAGGCCGAGCAGGGAGAGAGCGAAGAGGAGGUGGAGGAAGAGGAAGAGGAGGAGGAAGAACAGCAGGACUACGAGGAAGAGGAGGAGGAGGAAGAAGAGGAGGACGAAGAUGAUGGAAGGAUGGGAGAAGAAGGAGAGGAGAGCAACGAGGGCAGCGGCAGUGCUGAAGGAAACGAGGCGUACGAGGGAGACGAGCAGGAGGGUGCGGAGGCGACUGAUCCAGGCACUGAGACGGAGGAGAGCAUGGGUGCAACAGACUCCACCCAGCAGCGCGUCGCAGACUCCCAGACGUGCAGUGUGGAACCCGAGCCUGCUCCUACUGUGGUGCCAACCCAGACCCUGACCCUGACCAUUACCCAGGGCAUGAGUCAGACCAUGGAGUCGUCCAGACCUGAGCCAGGCCCCAUCAGCAGCUCCACCACCCACACCACCACUGCUCCUCGCCUCCCGCAGUCGCCACGCCGACCUCCACACCCCCUGCCCCCUCGCCUCAACAUCCUGCCCCCGCCACCUGGUCCGGAGUUGGCCCCGCCCUCACUGACACAGCGCAUUCCGGUGCGGUUCCAUUCGUCAGGCCGCUCCAUGCCCCUCACACCAGGAGCCAACAGCGGCAGCAUGAUGUCGGAAGCGAUGCCAUUUGACAAUGAUGACCGCAUCGUGCCCAGCACGCCCAUCCUUGUGGUACCCACCCGCUCAGACAGCUUCACGGAGCCCCUACAGUCUCCUCAGGUGGCAACAGUCCCGCGUUUCCGCUUCGGCACAGAGGACAUGACCCAGUCCACAUCCUCCCACUCAGACCUGGGACAGCUGGCCUCCCAAGGAGGUCUGGGUAUGUAUGAGAGUCCGUUGUUCCUGGCGUCCCAGGAGGAGGAGUCAGGGGGCCGCAGCGUCCCCACCACGCCUCUACAGGUGGCAGCACCAGUGUCUGUCUUCUCUCAGGACGUGUCCAUCGAUAACUUCUCCAUGGACACGUCUGAGCCGGCCUCCCAGUCAGUUCCCCUGGUAACCACCUCCACGCCCAGCUUGAACACCCCGGGAGCCUCCACUGGCGGAGACGAGAGAGACGACAACCUCAUGGAACCAGAGGCCGAGGGGGUGAGUGUGGACGCCGGUGUGGAGUCCGUGUCCCAGACAGAGGCCGAGGACUCUGGACAGACAUCUGACGAGGCCAGCCUCCCCUCCACCAGUCAGGAGCCAUCCUCUAGCUCCGCAGACACUAGCAGCUCUCAGCCUACCAGAGGCAGAGGGCUUGGUGGUAGGCUGCAACGCUGGACACACACACAGAUGGGCAGUGGUCCCAAGAGAGGCAUGGGAUUCAGAGAUCGCUCUCUGAAAUAAGGCCAUUUCCCAUACAGUGUCACACCUUUAUCAUCCCCUGCAGCAACUAAAGCCCAGCAACUACAGUUCCACUCAACAUCACUAAGUUUUAUUUGCUUCAAGCCAGUUCAGCAGCUGUGUGGUGUGCUCUUGCUCUUGUUUUUCUCCUUUUCUAAAUCGUCAGAGGAUUGAUUAUUUUUAUUGUGCGCGUAAUUGUCAGCAGCAAUUGUGAUCAGUGAGAAAGUACAAAUAAAGUAUGAACAUUUUUUUACUGAA